AUGCCAACACCAAUACCACUAACAAAAGCUAAAAAUCCACCGCCACUGCCAACACUAACACAACAACUACAACAUCCACACUCAUUACAACAACAACAACACCAACAUCACAGCCAUCAAAACAACAUUAACUACAGCAGUCACAACAACAUUAUUAAUGCAAAGAUAAACACUACUACAAACACACUAACAACGCAUACGACAACAACAGCAACAAAUACCAACAAACAAACAACAAAAUCCUCAGGUAUAUUUACACCAGCGAACACUCAACAACAACUACAACAACAAAAACAACACCACCAACAACUACAACAAAACUCAACACACCAUCAACAACAACAACACCACCACCAACAACAUCAGCAUUCGCAUCCACAUCAACACCAACACCAGGAAUCAACUUUAGAAACUUUAACUUCACCCCUCUCAUCCAGUGAAUACAACACGCCCACACAUCAUCUCUACACCAACAACAAAAAGAAUUAUGAUUCCGUUUACCAAUAAUUGAAACAACAAUAACAACUUACAAACAAACAAACAACAUCUAGAAACCAAAAGAAAAUUUGUAAAUUGUACAACUGCAACAACAACAACAACAUCAAGAUAAAUUUUUUAAUUUCAGUUAAAAGACACUAAUAAACAAACUAAAAAAAAAACUAAAUUAAAAAAACCCACCUAAAUACAACAACAACAAAAAUACCACAGUCGUAAAUUUAAAAAAUAAAUUAUUGAAAGAUAUAACACACAUUUAGUAGAAAAACUAUUUAGUAACAAACUUUUAAAGGAAAAUUAAAAAAAAGCAUUAGAAACCCAAUAAAUUUAACAAAAAAGUAGUAACAAAAUAAAGAAAAUUAUAUACAUAAACAAAAACAAACAGACAAACACACAGAAA
This is a messenger RNA of Lucilia cuprina (Australian sheep blowfly), 895 nucleotides long. Its product is annotated as G-box-binding factor-like. The record is from RefSeq and is a predicted model, not a curated record. NCBI's taxonomy places the organism in Eukaryota, Metazoa, Arthropoda, Insecta, Diptera, Calliphoridae. The coding region runs from base 1 to 507 and encodes 168 amino acids. The transcript is spliced from 2 exons.